Messenger RNA from Chiloscyllium plagiosum (whitespotted bambooshark), 558 nucleotides. The record is from RefSeq and is a predicted model, not a curated record. NCBI's taxonomy places the organism in Eukaryota, Metazoa, Chordata, Chondrichthyes, Orectolobiformes, Hemiscylliidae.
UGGGAUAAUAAAGAGUUUAAUUCUCUCAUGUCUCCUGCUGUUUGACAUUGGGACAGGACCCCAAGCGAGAGAUAGUGAAGAUGAUAAAGUUCCUGGGAAAAGAGUUACCCGACCUGGUCAUUGAUGGGAUCGUCCGGAACACCACGUUCGAAUCCAUGAAGGACAAUCCUAUGAGUAACUACUCAACUGUCCCGGACUCCAUCUUUGAUCGCUCCAUCUCCCACUUCAUGAGGAAAGGGACGGUGGGCGACUGGAAAAACCAUUUCACCGUGGCCCAGGACGAGACGUUUGAGGCGGAUUACCGGCGGAUUACCAUAGUCCUUCACUAUACCUUUACUCUAACCUAUUUUAUCCUCUAUUGUCUCCACUAAUUCUGUUAGUGACCUGUCUUUAUAUCCCACUCUCUCUUUAGUAUGAUUUUCGUCUUGAAGAUUAUACUCACCAGUUCCGGCCUCCUCCAGAACCAUACCUAGAUCCAGAUCUGGAGAUGCCGGUGUUGGACUGGGGUAUACAAAGUUAAAAAUCACACCAACACCAGGUUAUAGUCCAACAGGUUUA